AUGCAGCCACCUGCACAGGCCCCUUCUAUUCCCUCUAAAUUCGAUGAUGAGGUUGACGAUGCUGAUCCUGACCUCCCUCCCGACCACGUAUGGGCUUAUCCAUGUAAGCUGCCUUCGUGUCCCGACUACGGCAAGUCCUGGGGCCUUCGAAGCAACUUCUUCCAUCUGCAGGAGCAAGAUUCACACAAAACAACAGCAAUGACACUAGCCGCACGCCGUACAAUUGAGAAAGAGUGGCGGUAUACGACCGAUCCUAACCUACCGCCUCGGGCAGCCCCAGAUUUCCGUUCCCGAGAGGAUCCAGACGAGCACGUGUGGGACUACAAUUUCAGAGAUGACACUGGGAAGGUGGUUACAGGCAGGGGCACGAUGAAGCAAAUGGAGAUGCAUAGGGCGUCACGACGCCGAGAAACGCAGGGAAGGCAGACAGCGUAGCCGCGGUCUUGCUGAUGCGGUUGCGAUAAGCCUUCGCUUUGUGUAGUAGCAAAAUGACGCGUUAUAACGCGACACGAGAAUCGUAAAGGCAUUUGCUUGAUGGAAAUAAGUGAUCUAAUGUUACUCUGAGAGGCUCUUGGUUGAUGAUGUAUUCAUAAUCAAUGUCAUGAUCCGCAGUGCGCUUCGCUGCUCUCUCCUCUUGCUUAGCGUACCUAGCGUCAUCGCUUGACUGGAUCUCUUCAGGAGGUGUUUCCGACCGUUUCCGCUUGUUAACGUUGUCAGCCAAGGAUUCUUUGCGCAGUGCUCGCCGUACUUUGCUCUCUGCCGCAUCAACAUAUCGGCAGAGCUGUAUCCCAGAUAUGCAAAUUUCUGCAUCCUCAU
Molecule: messenger RNA, 816 nt
Organism: Mytilinidion resinicola
Lineage: Eukaryota; Fungi; Ascomycota; Dothideomycetes; Mytilinidiales; Mytilinidiaceae
Exons: 2
Coding region: 1-435 (144 amino acids)
Source: RefSeq, a predicted model, not a curated record